Helianthus annuus (common sunflower) is the source of this 327-nucleotide messenger RNA. RefSeq lists its product as uncharacterized. Bases 1 to 327 code for a protein of 108 amino acids. The record is from RefSeq and is a predicted model, not a curated record. The transcript has a single exon. Lineage: Eukaryota; Viridiplantae; Streptophyta; Magnoliopsida; Asterales; Asteraceae.
AUGGGGGAUUACAGACCAAUUAGCCUCAUUGGAUGCAUUAAUAAGGUUAUUUCCAAAGCAUUGGCGAAUCAGAUAAUAUUAGUUAUAAAUAAGCUAAUUUCGGAGGAACAAACCGCAUUUUUAGCUAAUAGAAGCAUCUUGGAUGGGCCUUUGAUUUUGAACGCAUUAAUUCUGUGGAUGAGGUCAAAUAAAAAGGAGGGUUUCAUAUUUAAAGUGGAUAUUGAAAAGGCACACGACUCGCUAAAUUGGGGAUUUUUGGAAACCAUUAUGGAGCAAAUGAAGUUUCCACUGGUGUAUACAAAAUGGGUCAUGGCCACGGUUAAAUAA